Messenger RNA from Ectocarpus sp. CCAP 1310/34, 3325 nucleotides. The record is from the annotation of a GenBank genome assembly. Lineage: Eukaryota; Phaeophyceae; Ectocarpales; Ectocarpaceae.
CAGAGUAGAGGUAGCCGUGGGCAGGCAUGCACACGCUCGCUUACAAGCACUAAAAUCGGAUAUAUAUCACUAUGGACAAAUUGUGCAGUGCAGGAAAACAUGGCGCUUGGAUAGUCCGUUCAAACCACAGGCCUAUCUUGGGCGAGGAAGAGCAUGACGCCUUGGUGGCUUGGCUUGGGGACGAAGCAUCUAGUGGUCCGCAGGUGCUGGCGUGUGGAUCGGUGGUCGUCAAAGGCACCCCUAUGCAGCUUCCUGAAAUUCUCUUUGGAAACAACGCUCUGGAGUUCCGUCACCAAGAAUCUGGGUUCAUUCUUCAAUUUGAAGCAAGGGCUGCCUUGAAGAGAUGGGUGGAUCUGUUCGCUGAGGGCGCCUUCGAGGUCAUCAAGGUCCGAGAAGCGCACAAGUGGCAAACGCGUACUGGCACACCUAUCAGAAAACAGGAGUACGACUGGACGUGGGGAACGGACUACGCCGGCUCGUGCCGUCGACAGGAUGUGGGUGUUGAGUGCAGCGAGAAUGGAGACAUUCUGCAACCACUCACAAGAACGGGCAAGGAUACGAAGACGCCGGUAGAAUGGGUGGCAUGCGAGCCGGGUGGAAUCGAUCGUCAGAUGCUUCUUGACCAGAGCAGCCCGAUAUUGAUGUACGACGACGUCGUGCUUUUUGAAGACUUCAUCCAUGAUCACGGAGUAGUGCGAUUGAGUGUCAAGACAAGAGUGAUGCCUGGAUUCUGGUUUGUUCUGCUGCGUUACUGGCUGCGAGUGGAUGGCGUGGUGAUGAAGGUGUUUGAUACGCGCUGCUUUCACAAAUUCGGCGAACUGAGCGUGUUUCGCGAGCGCACACAACACUCUGUCAGUUUCACGUCCCUCGAACAGCGUGGGUUGUCGACGGACCCAUCGGCCUACCCAAACGCUGAGUCGGCUUUGCCUGUCCUCGACUUGUCAUCAGGUCCCCUGAAUGAUUUUACGACCUUGCUCCCAGACCAGGCCAAGAUCGGCUAGGAUGAGGCACUUCGAGUCGAAGGUAUCGACGUGCACAUGUUGCCGUACUGGGUGGGAAGUGCGAAGUUUUGCGUCGAUGAAACGACUCAUCUCAUAUUCCCCUGCACACUUAUUCUUUCGUGCUCUCAUACCUGGCCCUUGCGCGACGUCUAGAUAAAAUAUGUGAGCACAGCAACGAUGUCACACAGAAAAUGAUGUCUCAGCGUUUGCAAGUCCUCUCCUAUACUCGAAUGAGCCCAGUGUUGGCCACUUAGACACGUAUGAAUCUAUGAAUCUAUUCCUUCGCCAAAGUUAGCAGCAAGAACGCCGUUUCAACAUUUGGUGCAAAUAGAGAUGUGCCUCUUUAGCAGCAGUAGGUGGGAACUUGAACGGUUUAAUACAUGUGCUCUUCUGCGGUGAAGUUAUGUAGCAGAUAGAUAGUUCGAGGUACUAGUUUGUUGAGCGUGUACGAUGAACGUGGCGUGAUGUAUUUCGUACGCACAAAGUCGAGAAUACUUGUACGUGCAUACCAUACCUAUCUCUUGGUCAAACUUCAAUUGCGUACGUCGACGGGAUAUCACGAAAUUUGAACACCUCUUUUUUCUAGAGCGUUGCUGAUGAGAAAGCUAAGGGGCCCUCUUUGGAUGAAGGAGCUAGCUAUCGUGGGGGCCAAACAAUAGCGGGCUUAAAAUUUAACCAUGUGGUAUGUCACAGGUCGUGCCGACCAGAAUGUCAGUAUUAUGACAAUAUCUCUGGCGGCUUUUGUACUGCCGUUGUUGAUUACUUCAAGGACAAGUCUUUUGCGAGUGUACGCUCUCCGCGGGUGCGUGUAGAAGUACUCAAAAGUUCAAUCGGAGGUGUUCUUUUGUUUCUUUCGACCGGACUGUCGGCUUCUCCUUCAUUGUUCGGGUUAUCGAGAGAUGCCACGGCGGGAGAACCGGGCGCGCGACUUGCCCGGGCGGGUGUCAGCGGCUGUCGGCGGGUGGAUGAGCUCAUCUCCCCGAAACAGCGGGUGCGAGCGACACGAAGAACAGUAGGAGGAGCAAAAGCACAGCCGCCGCGGAACAGCAGUCGCCCCACGUACACGAAAACCUUCGGCGCUGUUGAUUCUCUUCUGCAAUAAUUAUUAACAGGCGAUCCUGAUCAUUGAGAACAAUUCUUUUAUUGAGAAAAAAAAAUGCUUUUGUCGAACCAAAAAUUACGAAAACAUUUCUGGAAAUAGGUCAGGCCCUCCGACCCACGGUAGGCUGUUUUCAAGCGUCGUAGUGUGCCGGAAGGUCGCCAUAGACUCGGAAUGUUGUCGACUCGAUCUUUCGGGGUCGACUUAAUGACAGGCACAGACAAAUAAACGUUGUGCCUGGAACUUCGUAGGUCUGUGUCUGCCGACAGAUGUUGCGAAUCUACAUACUGUAGUCUUGAACGCGUAAUUUCUCAAGCUUUUCCAACUUGUACCGUGUCAAUGACACCUCGGCUUGUCCUCCUGCGCGCUCUUGAAAAUGCUACGGAACCAACCCCCGUCCGGCAGUCGUGCGUUGUUGCUGCUGUACUCUGUUUUUUUGUGGUAGUGCUCCAAUGUUGGAGUAUUUAUCGGUGGUGGUAUUGAUCAGGGAAGAAUAUUUUAUCGAUGCGCUAUUGCAUACGGCUGCUGCGUCUAGACUAUUAGAGUAAAUAUGCCGAUUAAGGACCACUUACCGGAGCCUCCGCUCUGAGAGGUCGUUCUCGGGUGUCUUGACGAUUUGCGGCGACAGAGAGGUAUCGAACGUUUGCUUACAACACGACCUAAACGAUGAAACAACAAAAAACAAAAAAAAUGCAUGUGGUGAUGACAUGGUGCCAGCGUAGUAUUCUUCAUUUGUCAGAGAAAAAUACCGGUAAAACACAAAUGCCCCGAUUGAGGACCACUUCGAAUUCGUAGUGAUUGCGCACGUUUUAAUGAUUUCCAGAACUUUUUGUUUGGCAAGUAUCGUUAUGGUAGGAAUACAAAGCAUUUCCGAAAAAAAUAUUAAAAAAACAUGCAUGUUGUUGUUGUUGUUGUUGUCUUCACAUUAAACCGUAUGUCAGUUGCUAAAUGCCAAAAUCUAGCAAAAGACUCUCAGCCCGUGGUCACGAAGUUCUAGAGCCAUCUGAGGAUCUAAAGAACGCGCACAUAUAUAACGAGAAAAAGGUAUCCAAGAGCCCGAAGAGGUACACCUAAAAAUCCCUGCAGCACCGUAUGCGUGCCCAAAAACUGAACUGCACGUCCGUCCCACCGUUCGACUACAGUAGCAUCACCCCCUCCCUGUCCCACUCUAUACCAAAACGGAAGAUUGCCGACUACAGCAUAAUGCUGUCUGAAGUGCUGUCUG